Messenger RNA from Dothidotthia symphoricarpi CBS 119687, 477 nucleotides. RefSeq lists its product as uncharacterized. NCBI's taxonomy places the organism in Eukaryota, Fungi, Ascomycota, Dothideomycetes, Pleosporales, Dothidotthiaceae. The transcript has 3 exons. Gene Ontology annotation, molecular function: proton-transporting ATPase activity, rotational mechanism. The record is from RefSeq and is a predicted model, not a curated record. Gene Ontology annotation, biological process: vacuolar acidification; proton transmembrane transport. Gene Ontology annotation, cellular component: vacuolar proton-transporting V-type ATPase, V0 domain. Bases 126 to 356 code for a protein of 76 amino acids.
GAUAAACAGCUCGUCUCCACCCCGCAAAGUCGUUCUAGAAGCACAGCACGCUUACCAAAUACUCUGCGAACCACCAGCAACUUCUUUUACCCCCGAGACAACGCUCCCGUAGCUUCAGAAACACAAUGGCAAACGGUUGGGCACCAUUUAUCGGCUUCGUAGUCGUCGUCGUAUUCUGCCUCGCCGCUUGGAUCCUUGCACCCAAGGGCGAGAACCAGACUGUCUGGCGAUCCACACUCGUGCUCUCAGCCUCAGCAAUGUACAUCAUGUGGGCGAUAACGUUCCUCGCGCAACUGCACCCUCUCAUCACGCCGGUACGGAAAGGUCUUCGCCCGGAGCUGAACACUGGGCGCUAGUGUUCUUCUCCGCGAGGUUGGACAAGGAAAGGAGGCACAGACGAAGAAACCGAAGACGAUAUAGGGGAAGCGCAUGAACGUGUAGGGAGUUGUCUUUGCCAGGCGAUAGUCUUGCCGAUAC